AUGGACCUGGACACGGACGGCGUCGACUCCGGUGUCGGCAUCGGCACCGGCUCCAACGGCAACGGCAAUGCCAACGCCAAUGUCAGCUUGAAUGGGGGGAUCCGUCACCAUCCCGGCGUGCGCCGCUAUUCCCACUCACACCACAACGGAGGAGACCAGAACAACGGAAGACAUGCUGGCAGCGGCAAUGGAAACGCGACAUCGUCGUCGUCUUCCAAAAGUAACAGUAACGGAACAGGGCCUGGGAGUGGGACUGGGACUGGGAAUGGGAACGGGCACGCCAACGGGAAUACCGAGCAGAGCAUCACCAUCGCCAGCAGCACCAACGGAACCCACCAGCACCAGCACCAGCACCAGCAGCUGGCAUCUCCGCCCCUCACACAUCCGUCGGCUUCGUCCAACCCCCCGGCAUCCUCCUCCUCGGCCGAGACGGCUCGACGCCGCCGGCACCGCGACAAGGAGCGCGUCCGCGUCACCCGCGCCUGCGACAGGUGCAAGAAGCGCAAGAUCCGCUGCACCGGCAUACAGCCCUGCGAGCUGUGCAUCCGCACCGAGUCCCACUGCACCUACAACGCGUCGUAUGCGCGAGGUCGACAGCCGCCCGUGGCCACUCGGGAGGAUGUCGCCCGAAUGGACCUCGACGGCCUCGACGUGUGCGUCUCGGACCCCAACGCCGCUGCCUCCGCGUCUGCCGGCGAGAGCUCGUUGAGGAGGACAUCGUCCUCCAUGGCCGUCGACGUCUCCGUGUCUGUCCCUGAGCCCGUUGACGCCUCUGCCCCCCAUCAUCAUCAUCAUCAACAACAACAACAUCAACAACAACAACAUCAUCAUAAUCUUCUUUCCCAUCAUCAUCAUCAUCAAGACAACGUCGACGACCAAGACGACGACGACGAAGACGACGACGACGACGACGAGGUCAUCAUGAAGAACGGCAUCACCACCGCCGCCAACACCACCACUAAUACCAACCUGACGGCCAUCGGCGGGCCCGGGGCGGCCGAGCCCCCGUCCCGGGCGUCUCCCGAGCCGACCCAGACCGACCUCCAGGGCCACUAUGUCGGCCCCUCGUCCGGCGUGUCCUUUCUGCUGAGGGUCCAGAAGCGCCUCCACCAGGCCGUCUCCUUCUCGCAGGCGUCCUCCAUCUUCACCUUUGGCGACGCGCCGCUGCCGGACUUCGACCCGAGCGGCGCCUUCUGCGUCCUGCUCUCCAAGGAGGAGGCCACCACCUUACUCAAGCGGUACUUCGACUUCGCCGUGCCGACGCACCGCUUCCUGCACCGCCCGACCGUCGAGGCCUGGCUCGAGGAGUUCUACAGCACCAUGGGCGCCAUGAGGAGCCAGGAGGACGCCCCCGCGCGCAGGGCGCUGCUGUUUAUGGUCUUUGCUCAGGCGCAGGAGUACAUGGGCACGACGCACUCGCGGGAGAAUGCAGAUGCGAGCGCUCGUUACUUCUUGGCCGCAGACCACCAGCUGUCCAAGGAGCGAGGCGCCGUUCGCCUCACCAGCGUGCAGGCCCGGCUGUGCCAGUGCUUCUGGCUGCUGUCCCAGUCGCGCAUCAACCACUGCUGGAGCCUCUUCGGCACCGCCGGCCACCUCGCCCUCGCCAUCGGCCUCAACCGCAACCGCCACGCCGACCCGGCCGGCGGCUACAACUACAUCGAGCUCGAGUGCCGCCGCCGCACCUUCUGGUGCGCCUACAGCCUCGACAACUACCUCAGCGCCGCCCUGGGCCGCCCGAGAACGUUCCACGAUGAGGACAUCGAUCAGGACCUCCCCUCGUGCUCCGAGGACGCGGACCUCCACGCCGAUCACAUCACACCCAGGAUGGGCCGCGGCCAGUCCCUGAUGCUUGCCCCGGUCGCUCAUGUCAAACUCUCACGCAUAGUGAGCAUGAUCCUCAGGGAUCUCUACUCCAUACGCCCCUCGUCCUUCUCCAACCGGUGUGCGCUGGCGGCCAAGUACUCGCAGAACCUCAAGCACUGGCGCGCCGAGAUGUCGCAGUUCCUCGACGACGGCGUCAACACGGCGCUGCUCAUCCCCAUCUUCCAGCGGCAGCGCAACGUGCUGAACCUGGCCUACUGGCACGCCAUGAUCCUUACGCACCGGCCGUUCCUCUUGAGCAACUUCGCCCGCCUGCAGCGCAGCGGCAACGGCAGCAACAAGGGCCGGCGCCGCAGCGUCCCGCACAAGGACCAGACCGAGGAGAGCGUCCACGCGUGCCUGGACGCCGCGAUGCACGUCGUCGACACGGUCAACGACCUCAUCCAGGCCGGCCAGCUCUUCCGCGCCUUCUGGUUCACAUCCUACUUCGCCUUCUCCGCCGUCGUCAUCCUGUACGUCUACACCAUCCAACAGCGGACGGCGCCGGCCGAGACGUGGCAGGCCUACUUCAACGCCGCCUCGCGAUGCCAGACCCAGAUCGCGUCCCUGGCCGACAACGAGUCGACCCUCGCGGCGCGGUACUGCCUCGUGCUCGAGGAGCUGCGGACCGAGGCGCUGCGGCAGACGGACAGGCAGCAGCACGCCGAGAUGGUCGCCGCCGCCGCCGCCGCCGCCGCCCACCAGAACGGCGGUGGAGGCAGCAACAACUCGCUCGCCCGCGCUGGCGGCGGCGGCGGCGUCGUCGUCGUGGCCGGGGGCGAGGACGUCCAGGGCCAGCAGCCCGAGAACCACCACCUCGCCGGCCUCAACUUCUCCGACGUGGGCCACGGCGAGGAGUUUGUGGGCUUCGACGCGAGCCCGAGCAGUUCUUUGGCCGACAUGACGAGCUGGGGCCAGUUCGACUCCAUGGUCACGUCUGGCUUUGGCGGUCUCGAGGCCUUACUUAACGACGACUCGCUACGAUUUUAA
Colletotrichum higginsianum IMI 349063 is the source of this 2850-nucleotide messenger RNA. Its product is annotated as Fungal specific transcription factor domain-containing protein. Lineage: Eukaryota; Fungi; Ascomycota; Sordariomycetes; Glomerellales; Glomerellaceae. The transcript is spliced from 5 exons. Gene Ontology annotation, molecular function: sequence-specific DNA binding; zinc ion binding; DNA-binding transcription factor activity, RNA polymerase II-specific. The record is from RefSeq and is a predicted model, not a curated record. Gene Ontology annotation, cellular component: nucleus. The coding region runs from base 1 to 2850 and encodes 949 amino acids. Gene Ontology annotation, biological process: DNA-templated transcription; positive regulation of transcription by RNA polymerase II.